AUGCGGGCUGACACAAGUGAUCAGGUUGACAGCAAUGGUCACAAUAAUUGUACAAAUUGUGACGAGGUGCUGGUGGCCGUACGGGAGGGCGUACUGAGAGGCAGCACAGCCACGAGCGCCUACAACACGACGUACUCCGCCUUCCUGGGCAUUCCGUACGCCGAGCCGCCGGUCGGCGACCUGCGCUUCGAGGCGCCACGACCAUUAACUGGCUGGGAGGGCGUGUUCAACGCCACAGAAUACGGAAGCGACUGCGUGCAAGAGGACGGCACCGGCUCUGAAGACUGCCUCUACCUGAACGUGUACGUGCCCGGUGUUCCGGAGGAGGGCGCAGCGCUGCCCGUUAUGUUCUGGGUGCACGGCGGGGGCUUCUCACGCGGCAGCGGCGCUGGCCUAAAGUUCGGGCCUGAUUUUAUCGUCUCAUAUGGAGUCAUACUGGUCACUGUCAACUACCGAUUGGGUCCGCUCGGCUUCCUGAGUACAGGUGACCAGGUUGUUCCUGGCAACGCUGGCCUCAAGGACCAGCAGCUGGGGCUCUCCUGGGUGCAGCGGAACAUCGCCAGCUUCGGCGGGGAUCCACAGCUUGUGACGCUCUUCGGUCAGAGCGCUGGAGGGGUUUCUGUUUCACUGCAUCUCAUGUCACCUGGAUCUGCAGGUCUGUUCUCGCGGCUGGUGGACCAGAGUGGCACCUACAUAGCCGGCAUGUCCGUGGUACGGGAUCCCCGAUACCACGCCUUCAGACUGGGCUCCGUUCUCGGCUACGAAGCUGAAAACGCACAGCAGCUGGUGCAGUUCUUACGCUCUGUUAAAGCCACUGACCUGCUGGUGGAGGAGUCGCUCUUAAUGACAGAUGAGCAAAAUCUCUACUUCUCAUACAAUGUAUGGUCCCCCAACACCGAACCGGACGUCGAAAGUGCAUUCAUAUCAGAGUCUCCCAUUCGUGCCCUGAAUGAAGGUCGCUUUAACCACGUGCCUGUCAUGACUGGCGUGACCUCGGCUGAGACGGGUGCUGAAGUUCUAAAUAAGUCAGAUCUUAUAAUUAACCUGAAUAAAACAUUCGAAAAAGUUGUGGGACCUUGCUUACAUUUGCCGACAAUAGAAGAACAGACUCAAGCUGCAGAAAAGCUUAGGAAUUUCUAUUUUGGAAAUGAAACAAUCACUACCGAUUAUCCGGAACCGUUGGUUCAGCUUGAUGAAGAUUUAAAUUUCUUCAACCCCACUGAUGCGCUGGUCAGAAGAAUAACGGAAGUAACUAACCUGUCAGUUUACUAUUACGAGUUCGAUUAUCAUUCAGAUGACAGUUUCGUGAACGAAUUUGGAGUUGCACAUGCCGGUGAGCUACAAUUCCUCUUCCUGCGAAGGGAUCUGGAUAUUAAUUACAAUUUUGAUCCGAAAUCAGAAGAGGAUCAAGUACGAAGGAACAUUCUGCGCUUCUGGACCAACUUUGCAAGAUACGGAAACCCGACGCCAUCUGCAGAUCCUGUGAUCUGGGAGCCCUAUGACACGACGAGGAGAAGUUACCUUCUGAUACAAGCCAACAUCACUCUCAGUCACGACAAGGACAGGGACCGCAUGGACUUCUGGGACGAGAAUGUGCCGCUGCAACCGUUCCCUGGGACAUAA
Molecule: messenger RNA, 1623 nt
Organism: Schistocerca piceifrons (Central American locust)
Lineage: Eukaryota; Metazoa; Arthropoda; Insecta; Orthoptera; Acrididae
Product: cholinesterase-like
Exons: 10
Coding region: 1-1623 (540 amino acids)
Source: RefSeq, a predicted model, not a curated record